UCGAGAAUGGCGUCGCUCCGGUCGAUUCGGGAAUUUUGCGCGGACCGCGCGUCGGUUCUAUUUUAGUCGCGUGUGUGGGUGAAUGAGGUGCCGCGGCGCUCAUCUACGACGGCUAUUUUCGUCGCCCCUGCACGUCCUCGCGAGCGGAGCUGCGGAUCGGCGUGCAUGCGUGCACGCACGAGGGAGAAGGACGGAGGAACGUGAGACACGCACACGAGCGAGAGGAUGAACGACAUGGAAGCCUACGGGGAUGGAUACAUGGCACCGGAGGAGGAAUGGGAGAGGGAGGGUCUCUUGGACCCCGCCUGGGAGAAACAGCAGAAAAAGACAUUCACAGCUUGGUGCAACUCGCAUCUACGCAAAGCAGGCACUGCCAUCGAAUCGAUCGAAGACGAUUUCAGAAAUGGGUUGAAACUGAUGUUGCUGCUGGAGGUGAUCUCAGGCGAGACCCUUCCGAGACCCGACAGAGGCAAAAUGAGGUUCCACAAGAUCGCCAAUGUGAACAAGGCCCUCGAUUAUAUCGCCAGCAAGGGCGUCAAGCUGGUUUCAAUUGGCGCGGAAGAAAUCGUGGACGGCAACUUGAAAAUGACCUUGGGAAUGAUAUGGACCAUUAUUUUGAGAUUCGCCAUUCAAGAUAUCUCCGUGGAAGAGAUGACUGCGAAGGAAGGAUUGCUGCUCUGGUGCCAGCGUAAGACAGCACCGUACAAGAACGUCAAUGUUCAAAACUUCCAUUUGUCCUUCAAAGACGGUCUCGCGUUCUGCGCUCUUAUCCAUCGUCAUCGACCCGACUUGAUCGACUACAACAAACUCAGCAAGGACAAUCCGCUGGAGAAUCUGAACACUGCCUUUGAUGUCGCUGAAAAGUAUCUCGACAUUCCUCGCAUGUUGGACCCCGACGAUUUGAUCAACACUCCCAAGCCGGAUGAGCGAGCUAUCAUGACGUACGUGUCCUGCUACUACCACGCGUUCCAAGGUGCCCAGCAGGCAGAGACGGCGGCUAACAGAAUCUGCAAGGUACUGAAGGUGAAUCAAGAGAACGAGCGUCUCAUGGAGGAGUAUGAGCGUUUGGCUUCCGAUUUGCUCGAGUGGAUACGACGAACGAUGCCGUGGCUCGCGAAUCGGCAGACCGACAACUCCCUUGCUGGCUGUCAGAAGAAGCUGGAGGAGUACAGGACGUAUCGGCGCAAGCACAAGCCGCCGCGCGUCGAACAGAAAGCCAAGUUGGAAACGAACUUUAAUACUCUGCAGACGAAGCUGAGGCUGAGCAACAGACCGGCGUACAUGCCGACGGAAGGGAAAAUGGUGUCUGACAUAAAUAAAGCGUGGAGAGGCCUGGAGCUAGCCGAGAAAACGUUCGAGGACUGGUUAUUGUCCGAGAUGAUGCGUCUGGAGCGACUGGAGCAUCUGGCGCAGAAGUUCAAGCACAAGGCGGACGCGCACGAGGAGUGGACCGCCGGAAAAGAAGAGAUGCUCACGUCCCAACACUUCCGGCAAUGCAAGCUGAAUGAACUGAAGGCUCUGAAGAAGAAGCACGAGGCCUUCGAAUCGGACCUCGCGGCCCAUCAGGAUCGCGUGGAGCAGAUCGCGGCAAUCGCUCAAGAACUCAACACCCUCGAGUAUCACGACAGUGCGUCCGUAAACGCCAGGUGCCAACGUAUUUGCGAUCAAUGGGAUCGUUUGGGCACUCUCACUCAACGCAGGCGUCAAGCUCUCGACGAAGCUGAGAAAAUCCUGGAGAAGAUCGACGUCUUGCAUUUGGAAUUCGCCAAACGCGCUGCUCCGUUCAACAACUGGCUGGACGGAACCAGAGAGGAUCUGGUGGACAUGUUUAUCGUCCAUACGAUGGAGGAAAUCCAAGGUCUGAUGGACGCGCACGCUGCGUUCAAAGCCACUCUCGGAGAAGCGGAUAAGGAGUACAAUUCGAUUGUGGGAUUGGUGCGCGAAGUCGAGUCCAUAGUCAAGCAGUACCAGAUCCCCGGCGGCUUGGAGAAUCCUUACACCACUCUUACCGCGCUGGAUCUUACCAAGAAAUGGAGCGACGUUAGACAAUUAGUUCCUCAGCGCGAUGGUACUCUGGCCGCUGAACUCCGCAAACAACAAAAUAAUGAAUUGCUUAGACGACAAUUCGCCGAAAAGGCCAAUGUCGUCGGACCAUGGAUAGAACGUCAAUUGGAUGCUGUAACUGCAAUUGGUCUCGGUCUUCAAGGAACUCUGGAAGAUCAAUUACAUCGUCUGAAAGAAUACGAGCAGGCGGUGUAUCAAUACAAGGCCCAUCUUGAAGAAUUGGAGAAGAUCCACCAAGCGGUUCAGGAAGGCAUGAUCUUCGAAAAUCGCUACACUCAGUACACCAUGGAGACGCUGCGUGUCGGUUGGGAACAGCUUCUGACUUCAAUCAAUCGUAACAUUAACGAAGUUGAAAAUCAAAUCCUUACUCGAGAUUCGAAGGGCAUUACCCAGGAGCAGCUGAAUGAAUUCCGCAGUAGUUUCAACCACUUCGACAAGAACAGGACAGGCAGAUUGGCACCGGACGAGUUUAAAUCGUGCCUUGUGUCUCUGGGAUACUCCAUUGGAAAGGACAGACAGGGCGACAUUGACUUCCAACGAAUCCUGGCCAUUGUUGAUCCUAACAAUUCGGGUUACGUGCACUUCGACGCUUUCCUUGAUUUCAUGACACGCGAAUCCACCGACACCGACACAGCGGAACAAGUCAUCGAUAGCUUCCGCAUUCUCGCCGGCGACAAGCCUUACAUCUUACCGGACGAGCUGAGGAGAGAAUUGCCGCCGGAUCAGGCGGAAUAUUGUAUCCAGCGAAUGCCUCCGUUCAAAGGACCGAGCGCCGUUCCUGGAGCACUGGACUACCGUUCCUUCUCGACGGCUUUAUACGGUGAAUCUGAUCUAUAGAUGAACAAUAAUAAUAUCAAAAUUGAUAUUAUUCAACAUCGAGUAAUAUCGAAAAAACAAAAAAAAAAAAAGCGGACGUUUGUCAGCUGACACAUGCAUUGGCUGACGAACGAACGACGCCUAAAAAUUUCACCUAUUGUUUUAGUAUUCUAACGCAACAGUGUAUUUUCAUGUGGCGAUACGUUUUACGAAAACCAAGCUCAGUAUGAGAGAGUACAAUACGUACGAUAUCAGUCACUACGCUAUAUAAAUGUUAAUAAUUGUACGUGCGCAUUACAUACUAGAGGCUGCUGGAAUAUCGAGACUGUCAAGAAAGUAAGCGAUGUGUCGUUUUAACGUAAAGGGAUCUAAGUGUGUCGUAGAGAACAGACGAAAAGUAGAUGCUUAUUCCGAAUAGAAUAUCUUCAUAAGGAUGGAAAUCACAUAUCACGAAGAAGUAAGAUUACGUACUUAUGUAAGUCUACAUUAACGCGACAAUAAUGGAUAUCGUAUUUGGAUACCUUUCGUUAAAAGGAUAGAAACGUAAGUGUAAACUGAUACACACGAAGUUCGAAGUUUGAUAUGACUCUUCUAGAAAAUGUUUUGCUACAUGUUUAUUCUUCCAUACUUUUGUGUAGCCUACGCUAGAACGAGACAAUUUGGAUUUGACAUUUUUUUUUCUUCGGGAAGUGCCAACGAUAAAUAGAAUGUACGAUUCCCCUCUCUCUGCGACGUUUCCGGAAAGGAAUCGGAUUCUUAAGCCGUACUUGAGAUCGGCAGUUACACCAAAACUUCAUAUAAUUGGAUAUGUGCAGUUAGUGAGUGCAUUGAUGCUAGAGGCUCUCCGAAUUAUUGCUACUAGUAAGUCCAAUAAUACUAUUUUCUCUAUAUAUUGGAGUAUUUAUUCAAAAGUUCUAUAUUCUACAUUUUGUAUGAUCAUAUAGCGAAAGAAUACAUAUAUAUAUAUAUAUUUUUAGACUUGUGAUUUUGCCAUUGUAGCGUGAUACGAAUUUAACAAUGUUUUUAGAUUGGAUUUUUCUGACGGAAUCCAUUGUAUCUUUGCUAUAUUCUAUAAUCGUAUCGUAUAUUUGUCAACAGUUUUUAAGUGUGCCCCUUUAAAGAUCGUCAAAUUCUGUAUCGCGUAUCAGGUGCACACACGCGUAUCAUAAAGCGUUAACGUUCGGUUCACGCCAUAGAUCAAUGUUCGCACAAACAUCCGGAAAAACUCAGAAGAGUGAUAAUAACGAACUUUACGAGUCUUGACGAUACAUGAAUCGACCUACUCGCUAAGUAUCCAGAAAACGUACGCUCGAAAUCGAAUAAUGUCCAUAUUUUUUUAAUGAGCGCGGCACUACGAAUCCUUAAACGAUAAGCCGUCGCCUUUGUAAAUCGUAUAUGAAGGAUACGCGCGAAACGAAUACGCUGAACGAAGCAAAUUAUUUAUUUAUUUGACUUUAAUAAUUAUUUAUUAUAUUGCUCCGAUAUUAAAUCGAUUUUACGGUAGUAAACGAAAUACUUUUCUCAAAGUAUUUAUUUUUAUAAAUAUAUUCGCGAAGAGCGAUAAGGCGCUAUUUGUAAUAUAGAAUCCAUUGUGUAAAUCUCCAGACCACAGCCGCUCUUUCUCGUAUCAUGUUUCAAAAAGAACGUAGCCUUAUCUAAACGAUGUCAAAAAGUCUGGUCAUCAUUAUGGUUUAAAUCAUCGUAAAAGUCAUUCUCUCGAUAUAAAUGCUCGUGUGUGAAAUGCAAUUACUUUUAUCGGCAAAAAUAUACUGCAAGUCCUUUGUUUCGCUUGUUGCGGCUUUAAUACGCUUGUCAAUGUCUAUCUUAAUGCGUUUUUUUUUUCUUUUUUGAGAGAGAGUUUACUUAAUUUUUUCUUCUGUUUUUUUUUUUUCUCUUUCGGAGUAUAUUAUAUAUUAGGAGGCACACGGAGACGAGUAAUAUACGAGAAACAUAUGCCAAAGCGGAAAACUUUCUGCUGCAAUACUAUACAUAUAAAUAAACGAUAAACGCACACACGCACUUUCUCACAUAUACAUGUACACAAAAAGUAUACGUAAUAUCAAAAAGGAGAGCCUAUACUUUGUAACAUACGUAUAUACGUAUUCGAUCUAUUGCGAUAAUGUCAAAGAAAUGUCGAGAAAUCAAUGUCUUCGAACACUUUGUUACUGAGCAAUCGUCAUACGUUGUUAUACGAAUACAUUCUUAUUCAUACAACAUA
Molecule: messenger RNA, 5098 nt
Organism: Linepithema humile (Argentine ant)
Lineage: Eukaryota; Metazoa; Arthropoda; Insecta; Hymenoptera; Formicidae
Gene: Actn
Product: alpha actinin
Biological process (GO): muscle cell development; actin cytoskeleton organization
Cellular component (GO): Z disc; plasma membrane; cell projection
Molecular function (GO): actin filament binding; calcium ion binding
Source: RefSeq, a predicted model, not a curated record